AUGGUAAAUUUUCCGAUUGGUCCAAUUUUUAUAACGAAAGAAUUUUAGAAAAAGCGUUAUAAAUGGAAGAUCUCCGUACGAACUUAUGAAGAGAAGUUCUGUCAAAUCAAGAAGAAAACUAAAUUUCUUCUGGAUCGUUAUCCUUCGAGAAGAUCUUCCUCCCUUUAGUAAGAUAAGAAAAAAAAAAAAAGGAGAACAAAAAAAAAAGAAAAAAAUGAAAAAAUAACAAAAACUCCUUCCCCCACUUCUAUUGUCCCCCUUAGGUAAUCAAUCUCUUUUUAUUGUUCUCGAUAUUUAUUUUACUUUGUAUAUCAAAAACAUGGAGCGUCUUGAAAAAGCUCUUCAAGACGACUUCAUUGGUGAAAAACAUGUAUUGAAAUCAAUUCUCAUCCAUUUCUUUCCGCGUUUCGAUACAUGAUCUUUUUCACCAUUUUCGAAUCAAAUUUUUCCAUUCAAACGCUUCCAAAAGUUCAUUUUCACUGUUUCGGAGCAUUUUUUGACUUCAAAAGACCUGUUUUUCGCUUUUUCCCUGGACACGCCAUUCAAUUAAUUUCUGAGUCAAAAUUCAAACAUUUUGGCUCAAGAAAUUCAUAUUUCAGAAGUGUCCAAGGAAAAAUUCAUUUUUAAUCAACUUCUUUCCAUCCAGUCUUUCAGAACUGUACGAAUUGUCAGUUUCUGAGAAUUUUUUGGCGUUUUUCAGCCUUUCGAGACAUUUUUUUUGCUUUUUCCCUGGACACGCCAUCACAACAUUUUCCGAAUCAAAAUCCAAUCAUUUUUGCUCGGAAAAGUCUCAUUUCAACAGUGUCCACGGAAAAAAAGACAUUUUUUCAUUCAUUUCGAAUCUCUACGAAAUUUUUGAACUCAAAAAAACAAUUUUAUUUUUCACUUUUUCCAAACAUUUCCGUUUUUUUACAAUGAACACGCAAAAGCUUUCACAUUUCGAUUCAAGUCGUGAUCAUUGUGAAAAACCAAAAAAACUCAUCAAAAAAAUAAUUCUUAUAUUUAGUCGUUGCGGAAAAUUUCAUUUUCACUGUUUCGAAGCAUAAUUUUUGGCUUUUUUUAGACUUUUCAAGACAUUUUCUCAAUUUAAUCUUUGGACACGCCUUUUCACUGACUUCUAGGCGAAUUUGCAACAAUUUUUGCAGAAGGAAUUGGUAUUUCAAUAGUGUCCAACGAAAAAAAAUUUGUAAAAAAAGAAUUUUUUUCGGUCCUUCGAAGCUGUACGAGUUCUCAGUUUCGGAACACGUUUUCGUUUUUUUCAAACAAUUUUCGUUUUUUUCGCAAUCAACACGAAAAAAACACUUUUUUUGUUUUUCAGUAACGUCGUGGAAACCGAAAAAGUAAAAAAAUUUCAUUUUUUUCAUUUUUCUCAAAAACGUAAUUGCUUUCAAUAUUUCUGAAAAAGAAAAUUAUUUUGAAUUUCCUAUUGCAUAAAUCAUUAUAAAACUUUUUUUGAAUCAAUUUUUCGAGAAAUUUAGUUUCAAAAUAGCUAUUUUCAGUUUUCCAAAGGGAAAAAAAAAUGUUCUGGUUUCCCAAAAAUAGUAAAAUUUCAUUCUUUCUAAACAUUUCUCUUGCUUUUCGAAAUGUUCAGCUUCAGUCGGUCAGCUGAAACUCUUGGUAAUGAUUCCAAAAUUUAGUGACUAGAAUAAAUGGGACUUUUCUUCGUCUUUUUUUCAAUUUGAUUCAAAUUUAAGUUUUUUUUGCUGGGAGUCAUGAAAAUUUUAGCGUUUUUUGGCUUUCAAAAUGUUUUUGCGAAUACUGAGAAAGUUUUCAAAAUUGAAAAUACCUUUUUUUACGGUUGUAACGCCCUAAAUUACCCUGAGAGAACUUUCAGGAACCCCAAUAUUUCGGUCGUUUUAUGAUUCAAAGUGUUAGAAAGAAAUUGAAUACCAUGUAGACUUUGAAAGUAAAAAAUAAAUUGAAGGAGGAUGGACUUUUUUGAACGUUUAAAUCGGAGGAGGAGGAUUUUAAAAUAUCAGAAUAUUUCUCUUAAAAUCACUAAGGAUUUAAAAGUAAAAUAUCGACUUUGUAAUAUUUAUAAAACUGGAGGAGGAUGGAAUUUUGUAAACUUUAAAAAUCGGAGGAGGAGGAACUUUUUGAUAUCAAAUUUCUUGCUAUUAGAGAAUAUUUUCUGAGUAGAACUUCAAAAUGGAGCAAGGAUUUCCUUAUUAUUUUUUUAACUUUUCGAUCAACAGUACUUAUUUUCAAUAGCUCAUAUAAAUUGACGAGAUUUUUUCUUAAUUCCGUGUUUUUUCUUCACUCGAAGUCUCUCAACCGGCCGAGGCUACCCUAGAGUGUACACGGCGUCCGUGCCCGAUCUCCGCCAUCACCGCCGUUCCCGUACCUGCGAAACUGAGGGAUCUACUUGUGGAAGAACGAGGCGAAGGACCGUAAGACCCUGCUUUCAAUUCAAUCGACUACACGUUUGACUUUUUUCGCCAAAGGAGGUGUCAGUACCGCUCAAAAGAGCAAUUUUUUCACCGCCUAGUCGAUUCCAUCUGACUAAAACAACCAAUUAAUAUUGAUGAAAUUUUGAUUAUUUAGUAAACUACGGAUUUCGCAUCGAAAGUUACCGUUUUUUCUUUUAAACAAAAACUGUUUUUUUUUUCUAAUUUUGAGCGAGUUUUCGAGUUCUUCCGGAGAAAAGGAUAAUCAGGAAUUAUUUUGCCAAAAAAAUUUCAUUCUCAAAGUUACUGUUUUUGGAGGAACUUCGAUAGAAGAAAAAACUAGCUCUCUCCAAAAAACACCAUUUCAAAGUCUUUUGUUUUCGAAAAACCGUAAGGGGUUAGAUAAUGGGGUGGGAUCAAGUAAGUUUGAAACAGUUUCUGUACCGAGUUAAUUGACUUUUUUUUCAGACCGGUUACGGUAGAAGAGAUCCGGAGGACGGAGAUGCAAGCCGGGAAGAGUUCCUGUAGCGCAGUCCGAGUGCGUCACGGUGCUGAUCUUGCGUGGCUAGUUCAAACCUUUUUCUUUGCGAAAAUUCUUUUUUUCAUAAUUUCCGUCAAUCUCAAAAUUUAUGAGUAUGUUUUUGAAGAUCAAAACCCGGUUAAUUUGGAAUUUGGCGAUCGACAACUUGUUUUUGAAGGGCGAGAAGACUUUUUUUUUAGCGUCUCGGAGCUUUUACUUACUUUUAUCAGAAUAUGAAAAUUCAAAAAAGUUUCUAUUUUUGGAUUGAAAAUGUUAAAUAUAACCGAAUUUGUGAAAAUCAGUAGCCAUGCAAGAAAUAAACUCGGAAAAAAAAAACCUUGUAUGGAAACUUUCCUUCUAUCUAGAAAUUCAGACCUCACGAAAUGACGGAAAAAGAGAGAGACAGCAAAAAUGUUUCAUAAGAGCCUAUUAAAUCGCCCAGAAAAGUCACACCGAAAAAAUCUUCGAUAUUCUGCAUGGGGUCCUUGCAAGAAAUUUUCCAGUUGCCUUUUUGGACCCCCAGAAAGUCUUUCCGAAUUCGUUUAAAAUUGUUCAUCUCCAAAAUCAUCAUCCGAGAGCGACGUUUUAGAUCAAAAAAUCGGAAAUUUUUCUUUUGAAAUGGACUCAGUUUCAUAUUACCAUCCAACGAGAUGAGUUCAAUACAAACCGUUGAGGAACCUCUAAGGCAGGCCCCCGUUGGGCGGAAACGACAUAAUUUACCGGAGAAGGUGCUCUACGGUGACUACUGCCGUUAGUCUUUAUCGCUUCGAGUGAUCUCCUGGAUUUGAAAGGGUCUGUGCGCGGGUAAAAUAUCCGCGGGCGCUUACUGGCCAAUAUGUUUUUUGAGAAAAUGAUUUUUCAGAUUUCGAAUUUCUAUAGCUGCUUCAGUUUUAUUUUCAAAACGGUUGAGCUGUACAAAAAAGGAAUGAAUAAAAUUAUAGCCAAAAAUAUAAAAAUUCUCUAGCUCUCUCUAUCAAGUUUGGUUUAAAUUAAUUCUCCGAAAUCCAUGUCAGUCGUCUUGAGCACGCUUGCGCGUCAGGCUGGGCGGCCUGUCCCGGGUGGGCAACUGAAAAAACUGAAAAUAGACAAAAUGCGAAAAAAAAGAAAAAAUUUUGAGUAAAUUUGAAAAAAAUGGUAGCGAAGUUCGAGAAAGAGAUCAUUUCAAUUCAUUUAGAACUCUCAGAUAAAAUACAGUCCCCCAAAAAUUCUGAGAAGAGUUGAAAAAUGAUUUCAAAAAAAGCAAACCAAAAGUUUUCAAGUCUUUAUUUUUUUUUUGAAGAAUAUUGGGGGCAUAACAUUUAGGGUGGGAUCAGGUAAGUUCAACAUAUUUCUAUUUCUGAGUUCAUUGACUUUUUUCAGGACGGCCACGAGAGAAUGGAGCGCCUCUACACAACGGGUCGUGGGUUAGAGGUAGGAGGAAAUUUAAAAAAUUGAGAAAUUUGGCCAAGUUUCGAAAAAGUAGGACGCGUCUAGAAAAGUGCAAACUCGCGGCCAAAAAUAUGAGAGAAAAAAAAGCGAGAUGUUUGCGAGCUCGUCAAUGUACCGCCAGUGUCUCACGUUUAUCACGGCAGUUAUAGUCUGUUCAGAUUUAUUCAAGUGCAAUGACGUCAUUGAAAAACGCUCUGCGGGUGGCUCGCUCUCUGAUUGGUUUAUCGCAUCAUUAGGGACGGAGCUUGAGCGACGACUUGACAUUCAAAAUCUGAACAGACUAUAUUCUUCGUGAAAAGACGCUAAAACGUGUUUCAUUUCGAAAUUCCCGUUUGCGUUCGAAACUUGGUUGGGGUCAAUUAAGCAACGAAAAAAGUGUUGCUAGGACAUUUUCCUAGUUCAUAAACCCGGAAAGUGAAAAGUAAAGCUCGGCAAAAAUUCGAAUAAAUAGAAAAACUAGCAAUUUUUUAAAACUUAUAAAAUUUUUAAAGCACAUGCAGAUUUUCGCGCGGGUGUAAACACAUAGUGCGCCGUCGGUGUUUACGAACUCAUUUUUUAAUACAUUUUUGUACUAAAACGGAUAUUUCACGCCUUUUCUACUCAAUUAAACCUAAAAUUGCAACUGAUCAUGUUUUUCGUGGACGCUUCUUUUAUUUUGAAUUCUUCUCGAGCGAAACUUUAUAUUUUUCGAAGCGUUUCAGCUUCAAAAAAAAUCAUUUCAGUUUUUCCAAGCGAAUUUUCUUGAACUUGCAUCAAACUAUCUUCCAAUUAUGGUUUAUUUCAUUACUUUUCCGCUGAUAAACGUAGAAUAUUUUACAAGUGUUAUUCUCAUAAACGAAUUCAAAAAGUUAGAUAACGUGAAAAGAUCUUAUUUCGGUUUGGUUCAGCUGGGAAUUUCGCGAAGUCGUCUGAACCUAUGGACUUUUAGGGUAGUCUGCAGCAAUUGGCGCGAUUGAAAAGCUUCGGAUUGCCUUAGAUGCUGGAUUAUGCAUUAUGAACCAUAGUUUGAGUUAUUUCAGUCUGUUAUUUGCAUCGGAAUAAAAAUUCGAAAAAUUCAUAGUCUGCUUUUUACCUUUUUCAUUCAUUGGUUAUUCAAUCUUUUGAAUUCAGAAGUGAUGGCGAGAUGGCGACAACGGGAACUUCAGCGAGUGAAACUCGAAAGGAAGAUCUAUCGGUUUAAUAACAAAGGUUUUUUCCAAUGUACAAGGUUGUCAAUUUCCAGCCCUUCUCGCAUUUUUGAAGAAGUUCGACGAGCUGACCUUUUGAUUCGCGUCCAGAAGCUGUCAAACUAA
Caenorhabditis auriculariae is the source of this 5627-nucleotide messenger RNA. The record is from the annotation of a GenBank genome assembly. Lineage: Eukaryota; Metazoa; Nematoda; Chromadorea; Rhabditida; Rhabditidae.